Phaeodactylum tricornutum CCAP 1055/1 is the source of this 2235-nucleotide messenger RNA. RefSeq lists its product with no specific name. Lineage: Eukaryota; Bacillariophyta; Bacillariophyceae; Surirellales; Neidiaceae. The coding region runs from base 170 to 2044 and encodes 624 amino acids. The transcript has a single exon. The record is from RefSeq and is a predicted model, not a curated record.
UCGAAACAGCCUUCGCACUUUCUACCACAACUAGCGGUUUGCGAGAUCCGUUUGUGUAUUUUUUUUUCUACUCUUUUUCCUUCGGCUAUUCUCAUAUUCAUUGCCAUUGUCAUUGACUCCGUCCACACACAAAUCACACACACACACAUUCACCUUCACAGUCCCAAGAAUGUCCCCCAGCAUGGAAGUGAUGAACAACAGCAUGUCGGGAAACCAUCCUCCGCACGACAAUUACCUUUGCCGCGGUCCCGAAGACUUUUCCGAAUCGAGUGAGGCGAACAACAGCGCUUCCAGCAACCCUCUCGGUUUGGAUUCGGCUCCUGUCGUAGAAGGCGAUCACGAGAUCAUAAACGAUGAAGACGACGACAAUAACAACAACGAUUCCCCAGCCCAACAGGUCUCGAAACCCGGUCUACACGACGUGUUGCUGGGUCGCGGGGGCGGUACCAACAAUCACCAAGGCAACGUCUUCUUCCGCAAGCUCGUGAACGAACACAAGAUGCGCUAUCUAGCGUGCUCCAAGGUCGACAAGCCCAAGGUUGCCCGAGAAGUCGUGUGCUUGUGGCGGAAACUGACUCCUCCCGGGCGUUUCUUGUCGCGCCACGAAGAGGCUCGGCGGGGACCGGGAUCCGUCAAGGCCGCGGAUACCCUUUGGUACGAAGUCGGCGACAAGAAGGCCCGCGAAAAGGCGUCCCAAUGUUUGCGUGAACGCACACCCGACGUUCUACCCUACAUUAAGCAAUUGCGGGAGCAACAAGACGCCAUUACGGAACAGGGUGUCUCCCUCGUGCAACAACAAUUGCAAAUGCAACAACAGCAAGGCCGGCGGCACGAACACCGCCACCAACAAGAUCAUCAACAACAGCAUCAACACCCGAGCUUUACUUCGCACAACACGUCACUGCACGGACCGGCCUUUCCGCGUCGCAAUUCCAUGCCCGUCCCGCACGAAUCGUUUCAACAGCGACCUUCGAUGCCUUCGGGACCAACGAUUGGUGGCGCCAUGGGGGGUGCCAGGAUGCGCGGGAAUCACUUGGGUGGUUCCAGCCGGGUGGUGGUGGAAUCCGCCGGUACCAACGAAUCCUUUGGCCGCUGUACCUCCUUACCGUCACGAUCGUACCUCAUGAACAACUCCGAUCGCGGCUACUACAACGAUUUGCCCGUCGAGGACGAGUUCUACCGGACUACCAACCCCUCCAACGGGGAUCACCUUUCCGAACUCGAGUACCAGCACAACAUGAUGCUCAUGCAGCAGCAGUUGGAAAUGCAACAGAUGCAAUUAGAGCGGUUGCGUGCGCAACGAGCCAUGCAACAACGAAUGCACGCUUCCGAAUCCAGCAUCUUCGACACGGCCCCCUCACAACCAAUGCGACACGGAUACAACGCCAACAACAACAACAGUCAUCGGCACAGUAGUAUCCAUGGGGACGAUUUCUUUGAAGACCAGCUGCACGGGGACUUUCAAGAUCCGCUCUUGACCAUGCCGGCACAGCCGGUUUCGCACACCGCCGCCACGAUGCGCCGGAUACCGGGCGCCAUCAAGCGCUCGCGCGAUGAGCACGUGAUUCGGACCAGCCACACACUACCCGACACGGCCACGUCCCGCAACGGCAACAAUACCACCGAAAGUGGAGAACUGACCUUGGAAGAAUACCGUCAACAACUGGAAGACUACAUCAUCAACAGUCACCAGCAGCAGCAGGAACCGCACAGCCGCGACGGUGUUCUGGCAGUGGCACCGGACAUUGAUGACGAAGAACUCGAAGAUGAUUGGGAAAAGGAGAAGGAAAAGAACUACGCUGAGCAGCGAUCACGCGGCGUUGAUCGUAACGCUUCCGGGAUGUCCAUGAUGAGUGCCAAGACCACCAAGUCCAACAUGUCCAUGGUCUCGGGCUUUUCCGGAAUAUCCGACCUCAUGAGUCAGGAUCGCGAAACCAAGAUGAAUUUGAAUCGCAACCUCUCCUCCAACUUGUCUCUCAUGUCGGAUAUGACGGAUUUGUCGCAAAAUAUUGAUACGCUCAGUAUUUAUGACGAGGAAAAUUAAAUGACCCGUGGGCAUCCGCACAUCCGGGCGGUCUUCCCCCUCUCUCCCUUUUUCGGGAAAGGAAAGAAUUGGAGUGGGACCCGGGAGUGCGGAAUAGAUCCAAUCUUUAUGUUAGUCAGCAUUUAUGACGCAUUUGCCUUUGCAGUUGCCUUUUACGUCACAUGUUUCAUAAUGAACAACAUUUUCCAUCU